AAAAUAUUACCAAAGCUCUAAAACCUCCAACUAUAUAUAAACUCUAACACAACAGAAGAAGCCUUACAACAAAACAAUGGCUCUCUUCUUCUUCUUCUUCUUCUUACUGAUCUUCAAACACAUUUCCAUGGCUCUUGCAGACAUUGGCACUGCCUCAUCCUAUGGCCCCCCAUAUCUUCCCACACAGUGUAACGGGAAUAGCGUCGAACAGUUUCCUCCCGGCAACCUCUUUGUCGCAGUCAACGAAGGGUUGUGGGAUAAUGGUGCUGCCUGCGGUCGACGAUAUAGAUUACGGUGUUUGAGUGGUCGAAAUCGCCCAUGCAAGACCGACAUCAUCGAAGUUCAAGUCGUGAACUUUUGCCCUAAGUCCCCAUGCCCUUCUUCCUUUCUCAUGUCCAAAGAGGCUUUCUUCGCCAUCUCUCGCUUCCCUACUGCUAAACUCAACGUUGAAUACAUUGAGAUAUAAUUUCACAAGUUUUGCAGCCAUUAAUUUCCAAAAGUUGAGUGCAGUCUCAAAUUUUCAAAGAUAAUUUGCUGUGCAAUAAUACCAACGUACCUAUACCUAUACCUAUACCCAUCUUUUGCAACGUGCUAACCCUAUCAAAUAUUGUCAUCAAAAUGACCAUAGUUCAACUAGCAACAUACAUGUACUAUCAAUAUCAAUUUCAAGAAAAUUCAUAUAUAUAGUCUGUUAGAAAGAAAACCAUUAAAUAUGGUUGGAUAUAUAUUGUUGUUGUUUGGUUUAUUUUCAUUAUUACUAUAUACACGAUCAAGCAGAUUACAAAAAA
Molecule: messenger RNA, 788 nt
Organism: Cucumis sativus (cucumber)
Lineage: Eukaryota; Viridiplantae; Streptophyta; Magnoliopsida; Cucurbitales; Cucurbitaceae
Product: EG45-like domain containing protein 2
Exons: 3
Coding region: 77-466 (129 amino acids)
Source: RefSeq, a predicted model, not a curated record